This is a messenger RNA of Daldinia childiae, 1740 nucleotides long. RefSeq lists its product as uncharacterized. The record is from RefSeq and is a predicted model, not a curated record. Bases 1 to 1740 code for a protein of 579 amino acids. NCBI's taxonomy places the organism in Eukaryota, Fungi, Ascomycota, Sordariomycetes, Xylariales, Hypoxylaceae. The transcript has 5 exons.
AUGACGAGUGUUGAACAGAAAGAGCUACAGAAGCUAUAUGGAAGCUUCGCCGGAGGCCUCGCCGACGAAGACUUGGAGCGGACGAUUGCAGGCUCGGAGCGAAUCAUGAGAGGUCCUGCUGGGCUGCUGCUCACGCAAGCGGGCCUCGACGAAUCGACAAAUAAGCCUUUUACACUACUCGACAAUGCUUGUGGAACCGGUCCUAUCGUGGCGCACUUGCAAGACCACAUCGACUCUAAGUUGUUGCUGGAGAGCAAGAUGGUUUGUGCCGACUUCAAUGAGAACCUUGUGAAUAUAUUGAAGAGGCGUGCUACCAAGUAUGGCUGGACAAACGUUGAGACGGCUGUCGUUGAUGCUCAGAAUUCGGACUUUCUAGAUGAGUCUUUCACUCAUGUAACCCUCAAUUUUGCUAUGCACGUAAUCCCAAAGCCGGAGGCUGUGUUAGCAGACACGAUGCGGAUUCUUAAACCAGGAGGCGUGUUAGCAUUUAGCACCUGGCACAGAGACACCGAGGGAUGGACCCCUGAUAUGAGGUCGUGUUUCGAGGCGCUGCCGUUCGACGCACCUAUGCCUAACCCGGUGCCCAUGGCAAUCCACGGGAAGCUCCAGUGGACGGAUCCGGAGGGUGUAGAGGAGGAGCUGAAAGCCUAUGGGUUCGGGAAUGUUCAAGUUAAAGCCGUGCCUCACGUGGUUCGCGUGAAUAGUGCCGAGGACUACCUCUACAGUUAUAGAAUGAUGAAGGAUUGGAUGGUCAAUACGUACUGGAGCGAAGAGAGCAAGCAGAAGGCGCAAGGCAUUUUAGAUAGGCAUAUCGUGAACCAUCUCGAAGAAAAGUAUAAUGGUGAGGGAUGGGAUUUACGUUGGACAGCGAUUCUAGCUACUUGUCAGAAGCCGGUCUCUAUAGUUACAGCGAGCGCCAGUCUUAAAGAAGGUGUUUUACCAUCUUACCACUAUGGCGCACCGAUCGCCGUCGAAUGCAUGAAUAGGAGCAUAGAGACCGGCGAACAUAUACAGAAUGCCAAGGACGAAAUCCAAUGGAUCCCUUUUCCAACCUGCAACGAGACCGGCAAGUCUCUCGAGUUCGGUUACGGCGUCGAAGACGAGAUGAACUGUACGAUCCCUAUGAUAGACGACCCUUUUUUUCAUCUGUUGGAAUUCUAUAUCCACAGCGACGCGCCCCUUGCUUGUCGUCUUCCUGCUCGGCCUCCUGCCCAUAUCGAGAUGGUUGGCGAGAAGCCCUAUGAGCAAGAAUAUAUACCGCUCGUAUUUGCAUUGGCCGGUACUUUGCAGCUUAGCCAUCUGCAUAUCAGCACCCAUCUCAACAUCCUCUUGCACAGCACACCAAAGCAUCACAUUCAUCCUCACGAUAGCGGCGUUUUAGAUAGCGGCGCCGCAUAUAGCACGAGUCCACUUAGCCAUAUGGAUGGCAGCUUUACCAAGAGGCUGGUCAUUGGCGAUCCUCUACCCCUAAGUUUUAGCGUUAGGUGGUUUCCAACCCCAGCACUUCCCAAGACCGAGGGUAAAGUCGAGUGGCAGGGCAUGGGUGGGCACAUCUAUGCUAGCACCAUAUUUUAUGCCCUCGUAUCAUUCAUCGCCGGUGUUUUGGUUUCCGGCGUUUAUUUCUUUGGCAUCAUCUUGCCUAAGCGACUAAAGGGUCGCGGCCUCGGUGGUGCUACGCCUUUAGCUUACGGGCUAAACGGCGUAGGCAAUGGAUGGGGCUACUCGAAAAGAAUGGAUUGA